AUGACUCAACCCAAUCCUUACAUCCUAGCCGCCGAUAAUCCUUCCGCCGUUUUGGAUCUGUUGCGCUCAAAUCCAGCCAUCGCAAGCCGCCAAGAUGAGCACGGAUACUCGCUUUUACACGCCGCGGCUUCCUACGGCCAUGCCGACCUUCUGCGCGCGCUCGUUAAAGAAUUUAAUGUCGAUGUCAACCUCCUCGACGAGGACGGCGAGACCUGCUUAUUCGUAACCGAGAAAGUUGAGAUCGCGAAAUGCCUUGUGGAAGAGCUGGGCGUGGACUACAACAAGCGAAAUGAGGAGGGCUUGACAGCGCAAGAGACGAUCGAAGCCGAUGGCUCAUUUCCCGACGUCGCGGCUUACCUCCGACAAGUCAUGGGUGUAUCUCCCGCUGAUGUAGCGGACUCGCUGGAUGCCUUGACCACUGCUAUUCCUCCUCUACCGCCAAACCUGAGUUUGAAUCUGGGAACAGUAUCAGAGCAGGAAGCGAGUGCGGGGACGGACCAGGUGGAUCCGGAGUUCAAGCGGAGGAUUGAUGAGCUGGCCGCUCAGGAAGAUUUUCACAGCGAGGCUACGCAGAACCAACUACGACAGCUGGUCAUGGAUGUUCUUAGUGGUUCGAGUAUCGAAACGCAAGAUCGAGAUGUGCGGCGGAGGAUGGAGUAG
Aspergillus clavatus NRRL 1 is the source of this 660-nucleotide messenger RNA. Its product is annotated as ankyrin repeat protein. Gene Ontology annotation, molecular function: protein binding. The transcript has a single exon. Lineage: Eukaryota; Fungi; Ascomycota; Eurotiomycetes; Eurotiales; Aspergillaceae. The record is from RefSeq and is a predicted model, not a curated record. Bases 1 to 660 code for a protein of 219 amino acids.